CCUGAUCAAUCGUGUCUAAUGCUAAGGUGUGGUGCUCAUCUCCAUUUCCUAGCCGAGGGAGCCAGCGUUGUCUGAAGACACUUCUGUGGUCAUGUGGCCAGCAUGACUAUAAAUCAAGUGUGGAAGAAAGAACCUAGGUGAAAUGCUUCAUGAAAAAAUGGCACUUGGUUAAGAAGAAGCUGUGUGCACCAUCUAUGAGUAUGGCUCUGUACUAUCCUGGCAUGUUUCAGAAUUUUCCUUAUGCAUUCCUGCCCCAGGUUCCGAUGCACAACACUUACAAGCCUCUUGCUAUCAUGGACUAUGGUUACAAUGACAGUUUAUCCAACCAAAUGGCGUACCAUCACAUCUAUGGUCCAAGUCCUUUUUUUUACUCUUAUCCUUUCUGGCACUUUCCCCAGGUGACUUCUCUUCCUCUGUACCAGCCUUACAGUAACCAUCAUCCUCAUAUGGCAGUCCAGAGACCAAGCUGGGAUCUGUGGCCUGAAGGGUUUGUUCUGAGAGGAGAGCUCCAUUGGGGUAGGCUUGAUCGUGUUGUGGGGCCUAGGAGGGACUUGCCAGACUUUGUGAAAGAUGAUCUCAGAAGAGUCUAUGGCACAUAUCCAAAGACAGAUGUUUCCAUAAUGUAUCAGAAUGGUGAAUUUAUUGUAAAAGGAAACCCCAGGGUAGGAGAACAAGAAUACAAGAUAGAGAAGACAAUCAUAAGAAAAGAACCCACCCCAACUGCCAGUGAAGCAGAGGACAGCAGUGAAGAGUGGAACAGAAAGAAGAAAAAGAAAGCAAAGAGAUGAUGUAGCUGGAUUAAACUAUAUUGAUUGAAAAAGCACUCAUCUCUGCUGCUGUAAGAGCCAGGGAUGUCUAUAAUGAAACCGGGCUAUAAGCACAACACUGGGGGUAGUGAAAAAUAGUAUUCGAUUAAAAUUUGUACAGUUGUCAAUUGCUUUCUUUGCAGCCAGUAAUCACAGAGGGAUGUGUGUGUGUGGGGGGGGGGGGGUAUUCACUAAUAUUUUAUGUAUAAUUGAUUUUGUGUUCUUGCUUGUUUUGGCUGUAUUUGAAAUGAUUCUUGCAUUGAAAGGCCAUGCGAAAAUCAGAAUUGCUGCUACUGUUACUUCAAAUUCUUCCCAAGGAUUUUUUUUGUCAUAUAUAUAUGGGGUAGGAAGGAAGGGAGGCACUAACUACUAAACGAAAUAACCAUAAGAUAUUCACUAUGGAUCUACUUAGAAAUUAAACCUGAAAUGACAAUACAAGAUAAUAGUGUAUUUCAUCGCCAUCUAUUUUUUCACCUGUAAUUUCAGAUACACAGAAAGGUAACAUUAGGGCAGGAUUAUCAUUUUAGGUUACCAAGUAUUCACCUUGCUUAACUCUUAAAAUAGACUUUUGAAUAUCUUCUGUGCCAUUGAUUAUUCCUCUGAAUCUCAAAAGUUUUAUUCACAAAGUUAUGAUAGACUAUUAGACUGAAAUCUAAUUUGUACACAAGCUAUUUGAGCAAUUUUAAAUAAAAACAAGCAUGUUCUAGUGUGAUUAUUCUUA
Molecule: messenger RNA, 1527 nt
Organism: Pantherophis guttatus
Lineage: Eukaryota; Metazoa; Chordata; Lepidosauria; Squamata; Colubridae
Gene: C6H10orf95
Product: chromosome 6 C10orf95 homolog
Source: RefSeq, a predicted model, not a curated record